Molecule: messenger RNA, 1416 nt
Organism: Dipodomys ordii (Ord's kangaroo rat)
Lineage: Eukaryota; Metazoa; Chordata; Mammalia; Rodentia; Heteromyidae
Product: immunoglobulin superfamily member 10-like
Exons: 2
Biological process (GO): dendrite self-avoidance; homophilic cell-cell adhesion; axon guidance
Cellular component (GO): plasma membrane; axon
Molecular function (GO): cell-cell adhesion mediator activity
Source: RefSeq, a predicted model, not a curated record
GGGUCGCACGCAGUGACCUGGCUGACGCCGGCCUUGCAGCCCGUGGCCUUCACGUCCGGCUCGGAGGACGCCCACUUCCGUGUGCUGCCAGAUGGGCGUCUGCGCCUGCGGGGGGCACGGCGGGCCGACGCAGGCACGUACACGUGCGUGGCGGGGCGGGGCCGGCGCGCCACCCUGCGCCUACACGUGCAGCUGCGGUCACCGCGCAUCCGGGUCACACCUGACAUCCAUGAUGACGUGAACGAGGACAUUCGGGUCUCCCCCGUGGUGCGUCUGCGUGUGCGCUGCCAGGCGGAUGGCGUCCCCGAGCCCCGCCUGCUGUGGGAACUUCCGGGCGGGCUGGUACUUCCAGUCCCGUAUCGCAGUCACACGGGGGGAGGGAUCAGCGUGGAUGCUCGUGGGACGUUGGAAAUCCCGGAUGUGCGUGCGCUGCGCAGCGGUGGCAGCUACGCCGUGGCAUGCGUGGCGCGCAACCCGGCAGGAGAAGCCCGGAUGUGGGUGCGGCUGCCGCCAUGGUGGGCGCGGGCUCUGCCCCCUGCGGUGUCGGCUCUGCCCUCUGAGGCGUUGACUCCGCCCCCUGUUGCACCGGCUCCGCCCCAUCACGCGCCUGCCCCGCCAUCUUGGGCGCUGACUCUGUCCACUGGUGCGCUGGCUCCGCCCUCUGAGGCAGCUCCGCCCCCUGGCCCGCCUGCCCCGCCAUCUUGGGCGCUGACUCCACCCCCUGACGCGCCGACUCUGCCCUCUGAGGCGCUGACUCCGCCCCCUGGGACGGCGUCGGAGGCGGCGCUGCGUGUGGUGCUGGGCGGCAGCUUCCGGCUGCGCUGCCCCACCUCCACGCUUCCGGUGUCCUGGCGCCUGCCCGGCGGGCUGGUGCUGCGUGGGCCGCAGAGGCGAGGCCGCUUCACGCUGGGCGCCGACGGCAGCCUGGAGGUGCGCGCCGCCUCCGAGCGGGACCGAGGCACCUACAUCUGCCAUGCCCACCCCGGGGCGCUGCCCGGACACGCCCCCCGCGCGCCGGAGACCAGGAUGUUCAGCUUCAUUCCCGCCACUAGGCCGCUGGGUGCCAUGGCAAGGCAACAGACUGAGGAGACCCGGAUGUGGGGCUUCAGUCCCGCCGCUAGGCCGCGGCGUUCGGUUGCAGGGCAACCAAGUGAAGAUACCAGGACGUUGGGCUCCACCGCAGCAUCUAGGCCUCUGCGUUCGGUUGCCGGGCCACAGACCAAGAAGACCCGGAUGUGGGGCUUCAUUCCUGCCUUUAGGCCGCUGGGUUCGGUUGCCGGGAAAGUGCGUGAGACCCGGAUGUCCAGCUCCAGCAAGACUCUUGGGCCCCAGCCAGAAGAUGCCCGGAUGUGGGGUUCCGAACCUGCGCGCGCUGUACAGAAGCUGCGGUCCGACCAGAGGCCACGGAGAGGCUAG